Molecule: messenger RNA, 2934 nt
Organism: Sphaeramia orbicularis (orbiculate cardinalfish)
Lineage: Eukaryota; Metazoa; Chordata; Actinopteri; Kurtiformes; Apogonidae
Gene: rffl
Product: ring finger and FYVE-like domain containing E3 ubiquitin protein ligase
Exons: 8
Coding region: 273-1289 (338 amino acids)
Biological process (GO): protein K48-linked ubiquitination; proteasome-mediated ubiquitin-dependent protein catabolic process; negative regulation of extrinsic apoptotic signaling pathway via death domain receptors
Cellular component (GO): cytoplasm; plasma membrane
Molecular function (GO): ubiquitin protein ligase activity
Source: RefSeq, a predicted model, not a curated record
UGAGUUCCAGUGUGUACUUGUUGUGUACUUGUGUAUUAGUCGUGUACUUCCUGGUUCGUUGGGUCCUGCUCCUUCGUGUCGUUGUGUUUUUACUUUGUUUUUGUGUACUUUUACUCCCUGUGGGUAAAGUGCUGACUCAUGCUCGGUACCGGACCGUUGACUGGUCCCGCCGGUGAACCACGGAACCCGGUUACCGGCCGUUAAGCCGCCGCUGCUGUCGGUCGGCCCGGUUAGCUUGGUGCUAGCUGGGUGCUAACUCCGACUCUCCAGGUAUGUGGGCUUCCUGUUGUACCUGGUGCAUGGACUCGGCUGAUGUGGAUGAGUCGAACUCUGCUGAUCAACACCAUCGCUCCUACACCAAUUCAGCAUUCAACAACCAGCCUUCACCGACUGCCCCUGAACACAUCUGUAAGGCCUGCGGAGGUCGUUUUGACACACCUGCCAAGAAGCAUGUCUGUGUCGACUGUAAGAAGAACUACUGCAGCCGAUGCUCCGCCCAGCUGGAACCCCGCCCCCGCCUCUGUCACACCUGUCAGCGUUUCUAUGGUAACCUGCUGGAGAGGGCGGAGCUGAUGAAGCUGAAGGUGAAGGAACUGAGGGACUACCUGCACCUGCAUGAGGUCUCCACCCACCUGUGCAGAGAGAAGGAGGAGCUGGUGGACCUGGUCCUGAGUCAGCAGUCCUCACCUUCCGGUGGCUCCGCCCCUUACACCCCGACCUCUGAGCCACCUGACAUCACUCCUGAACCUGAACCUGAUCCCACCCCAACCCCAGUACCUGACCCCCCUACUGUGCAGCCUGAAGCCCCAACCCCGCCCACAGAACCUGAGCCUGUAGAGCCAGAGCCCCCAGAACCAGACCCUCAGGAUGAAGACCAGACCUCGGACCCGGAGGAGGUUCCGAUUCCGGGCCGCCGGGCGUCCCUGUCGGACCUGAGCUGCCUGGAGGACAUUGAGGACCUGAGCGUCCGCCAGCUGAAGGAGAUCCUGGCCCGGAACUUCGUCAACUACAAAGGCUGCUGUGAGAAGUGGGAGCUGAUGGAGAGGGUGAGGAGGUUGUACCAGGACCAGCAGAACCUGGCUGCUUCGACUGUGAAUGCCUCAGAGGCCGGCGGUAACUCUGCAGGUCUGGAGGAGAACCUGUGCAGGAUCUGUAUGGACUGUCCCAUCGACUGCGUCCUGCUGGAGUGUGGUCACAUGAUCACCUGCACUAAGUGUGGCAAGAGGAUGAACGAGUGUCCCAUCUGCCGGCAGUACGUCGUCAGGGCCGUACACGUGUUCAGGUCCUGAAGGGGGCCUUGAACGCACCACAAAGGAAGAGCUGCCUCUGAAGGGACACCUUUCACAAUAAAGUCCUUGUGGGGCUGCUGCAGAUACAGAAGCUUUUACUUUGAAGAAUGUAAGAAGUGACCUUAAGUGACCUUCAGCUGAAUGUACAGACUGACACUUUGAUGCUUGACCUUAUCCACAAAGGGAAAUCUGGGAACACCGCUAGUGCCUCCAUGUGACUUAGAUUAAAAUGUAUUAUUGAGAUGAUGAGGUGUGUGGAGGCGGAGCUUCUGCACAGGUAAACAACAGCCACUCACCUGUGAGUGAGGCGUUUAAGGACCAGUCCAGAAUAAUAUGUGUGGUGUUUCAGGUUAAGACCAACAGACGUCAGCUGCUGAGCCCGUCGACGACCGUUGUAUUGAGCCUCAGUCCAAACCACAUGACCACGACAACCCAUGGUCACGUUGACCCUGUUUACGAACAAGAAGUCCAUCAUCAGAGUCCUUUGGGAAACACGACAAAAAUAUCAGCAGAUUAAUUAUCACAUGAACGUCAAUGCAUCGGUUCGUUAAGAUGAGACGUUGUUUCAAAUGGUUAUUGAUGUUUUUUAAUUAAUAAAAAUGACGAGAAACAGACGAAUGAAACAUCAAACACUUGAGGUUCAACUUGAACCUGUUCACACUGUGACACAUUAACCCUAAAAAGGUCUGGACUGAUGUGAGCAAAUGUGUUUUAAAUCACAGUAGUUAAAUUAAUUUACAAGUAAUCAGUAAAGUACUUUUACUCAGUACUACUUCUACCACAGAAUAUGAUUUAGAUGAAAGUUGUCACUUCUGAUCCAGUUUGUGUUCAGCUCCUCGUUCUCUGGUUGAACCAGCGUUGGUUUGGCCUUGGUCUCAGUCAUUCCUUAACCAUCUUCUGGACCAGGUCAGCGUCAUGAUGUUCGCUUGUGUCUUCAUCUGUUUUCCAGAUGUCACAACCUGCUUAUGAGAACAUCUAAACCAGCAGCAGUUUAAUGUAACAACCAAGAGGACAGAUUCAUAUGUGAAGACCCUUCACAGAGACCAUCUGAUUCUAUUAAAACCAUCAGACAGACGAUAGGGUUUAGGUCGAGUACGUUUGAUUUUAACCUGUGGGCGUGGCCAACACACCUGUCACAUGACUGGCUCAGCAGCUCUGUGGUUGGACGUCGACUUGGCGGUCACUGUGAUUUUUGCACUAACCUUUAACCUGUUCCUUAAACAAGAUGCUUUUUGGUCUGAUUUGAAAAAAGUUGGGUUUGAGUUUGGUUUGAUUUUCGGUUUGUGUGACGUUUUGGGAUCAUAUUUAAUGUGCUUGCCGUCAGUCUUCCAGCGAGUCACAUGACCCAGCUGUGGUGCAUUCACUGACUUUGCACUUAGACUUUCUGCUCUGAAAUUGUCACUGUGAACAAAUAUCCAUUCUUUUAGUGGUGUUAGCAUCCAGCUGGGGUUUCCAUUAUUCUCAAUGAGAAACACUAACGCUAACAUUAGCCUGAAACUUUUCCUCUGAAUCACAUAUGGAUUCAUUCUGUAUAUUUGUGACAUUCUUUCAACUACAGAUGAAAUAUUUUAAAACAACAAAAAAUGAGAAAUUUUAGUUUUUCUGAGUGACUUUCCUGAAUUAUUUUGUAAUAAAAAAUAAUUUU